This is a messenger RNA of Hyaloscypha bicolor E, 1425 nucleotides long. Its product is annotated as P-loop containing nucleoside triphosphate hydrolase protein. NCBI's taxonomy places the organism in Eukaryota, Fungi, Ascomycota, Leotiomycetes, Helotiales, Hyaloscyphaceae. Gene Ontology annotation, cellular component: cytosol; peroxisomal membrane. The transcript is spliced from 4 exons. The record is from RefSeq and is a predicted model, not a curated record. The coding region runs from base 1 to 1425 and encodes 474 amino acids. Gene Ontology annotation, biological process: protein import into peroxisome matrix. Gene Ontology annotation, molecular function: ATP binding; ATP hydrolysis activity.
AUGUCUUCUGACGAGUUCGUCCACGUCUCUACAGGGCACGGUGGUGGACCCAAUCCAUACUCGUCAGUCUCUGAGGACUUCUUCAAUAACACCAAGGGAGAUCGACAAUACACAGAAGGGUACAUCACUGCUUCGAUUCGCCAGAAACAUCCCAAAUAUCACCUCACCAUCUCUACAGGCUACAACCUCAAUUUGCUCGGCUUUGCUGAUUCACGAGCCGAUGCUACAUACACUCCCCACAUUGAUGCCAAGGAAACGCUGGUGGAAAGGCAAUUCAUGCCACCAGCAAGAAGGUAUAAUGAUGAACUGGGUGGCGCUUUUGUUGAUAAGGUUGUCUUCGCAUGUUACGACUACACUUUCAAGGGGAACCAAUUUCUGGUCUACAUAGUUGAUGGGCACGAUGGGCCAUAUCACCCCCCACCGUACCACUAUAUUCUCACCGAGGACUCCAAAGAAGAUAACCAGGCUUCUGCUCAGAAGAAAACGGAUGAGUUGCUCGCGGAAGCAUCAAAAUGGUCGCAGGAUCUUCAUGGCGAGGUCUAUGUGUUUGACCAGGGAUUCUGGCAGAAAAACAGAGAGCUGUGGCAGAAUAUCCAGAAAUCGAAUUGGGAGGAUGUCAUUUUGGAGAAGGAGAAGAAGGAAGCUAUCAUCGAAGAUGUUAUUGGGUUCUUUGACUCAGAAAGUCGUUAUUCUGAGUUCGGUGUGCCUUGGAAAAGAGGCGUGAUAUUCUACGGUCCACCAGGGAAUGGGAAAACUAUCUCCACCAAGGCACUUAUGCACGACAUAAGCAAGAGAACCUCCCCAGCAAUCGAAUCGCUGUACGUGAAGACUUUCAACAGCUUUCAGGGGCCAGAAUACGGCAUACGCCAGAUAUUUCUCAUGGCUCGACGAAUGGCACCAUGUCUCCUCGUGUUCGAAGACAUCGACUCUCUCGUUAGUCCCAUGGUGAGAAGCUACUUCCUCAACGAAGUUGACGGGUUGGAAUCGAACCACGGAAUCUUGAUGAUUGGAAGCACGAACCAUCUUGAGCAAUUGGACCCAGGAAUUGCCAAGCGACCAAGUCGAUUCGACAGGAAGUACCUGUUCGAUGUACCCACUCGCGAAGAAAGAAUCCAGUUUGCUGAUAUCACUGGUGAUUUUUCCUUUGCGUAUAUGAAGGAGGCCUUCGUCGCUGCAUUGUUGGUCAUUGUUGCUCGGACGGACGAGAAGCGAAGAUUCAGACACCGAGAGGACGAUCUCAGUGACAACAUUCUCUGGAAGGAGCUGAAGAAACAAGUCGAGGCUCUGAGGAAGGAGAUGGAGGAUGAGAGUGAUAAUGUUGCCAGUCCGAGCAUGAGUGGGAUGUGGCCUGCUCUCAACAGCAUCUUUGAUGAGCAUCGAGCAAGGCCCAUAGACAUCAACAGUGCCAUGCCUAGAUACUUCUAG